Molecule: messenger RNA, 657 nt
Organism: Zingiber officinale
Lineage: Eukaryota; Viridiplantae; Streptophyta; Magnoliopsida; Zingiberales; Zingiberaceae
Product: protein FAM98B-like
Exons: 3
Coding region: 1-513 (170 amino acids)
Source: RefSeq, a predicted model, not a curated record
AUGGCGCUUUGCUUCGCCGUCGAUGACUCGGGCGUCGUCGACGGAAGCAGCAGCCUCGCUCCGCGGCUCGGGGACAGCGUCGACGAGAGAAGGCAAUGGCCAAUUGACGGUGGCGGCGGCGGCGGCGGAGGGGGCGGGGGCGGGGGCGGGGGCGGGGGCAAUGAUAGGGGCGGCGGUGGCGGAGGAGGCGGAGGAACCGGAGGUCGUAUAAGUAGUUGGGGAUGGGGAUGGGGAUGGGGGUAUGGUUGGGGAUGGGGCACUGCAGGCGGCGGAGGCGGAGGAGGAGGUGGUGGAGGAGGAGGAAGCAGAGAAGGAAGAGUGGGAAUGGCGGCCUACAGGGGUGGGGGACGGCGGCAUAACUACAGCUCGAGCUUGUACAGGGUCGGGGAGUACGCGCGGUGCUCCGGCAGGGGGCGGUGCGGCGGGAUAAAGCUUCUCUGCCCCAUGCACUGCGACGGCCCCUGUUUCUACGAUUGCCAGAGCAACUGCAGGGCUCAUUGCCGGUUCCAAUAACUCCCACGCCGCAAUUUUUUCUUGUGGGAUUUGACGCUCUAUCAUAAAUAACUUAUUCUAAAUUUAAAUUUAAAUUUUUUUUUUUCCCUAGCACGAACUAAAUUAAAUAGUGUUGGAUGAGUAUUUAUGUUUUGUAUUUAUCAA